AUGAUGGCAACUUCUCCGAUUGAAUCCCACAUCAAGGUUGCAGAUAACAGUACUCGAAUCUCUUUCACUUUCACUGGCAACGAAAUGAUUGUCCAUUGCAAUGCCACUGCGGAUGUUUCAGAGACCACGAAGUUGCUUCAGGCUGCCAAAAAGCAGUACAUGACCAUGAAUGAGGGCAAAAAAGCUGCCAUCGUUCGGUGCAAUGGUUCCGAUCGGUACCUGGUUACCGGUGUUCAGCACGCACUCACCUUGGAUGAAAAUGGCUUCAUGGUCAUUUCCUCCUCUGAUGACGCUCCCUCUCCUCUCACCACGAUUACUGCCGAUAUGAAGAAGUCAAGCCGGAUUGGCAAGAUCGCGAAGAUUCACAUUCGCCGCCCUCGUAACCAGUUCAUCAUUUACCGUCAGUGGAUGUCUGCCCGGAUGCAUGCGAAGCAUCCCGACAUGACUGCUUCCGCAAUCUCUCAGGUUGUGUCACGUAUGUGGCAUGAGGAGAAACCUGAAAUCAAGGCACAUUUCAAGGCACUCGCUGAUGAAGAAGAACGGCUGCAUAAGCUGAGAUAUCCUGCCUACCGUUUCGAGGCCGCUCGGCGCCAUCAUAUGCAGCACUUCUUAGCAAGUCGCCAUUCGAUUCACAAUCCGGUUACAAUGGCUGCCAAGCUGAUUAUAUCUAGUCUGUGA
Molecule: messenger RNA, 678 nt
Organism: Thermochaetoides thermophila DSM 1495
Lineage: Eukaryota; Fungi; Ascomycota; Sordariomycetes; Sordariales; Chaetomiaceae
Exons: 4
Coding region: 1-678 (225 amino acids)
Biological process (GO): cell differentiation; anatomical structure morphogenesis; regulation of transcription by RNA polymerase II
Molecular function (GO): RNA polymerase II cis-regulatory region sequence-specific DNA binding; DNA-binding transcription factor activity, RNA polymerase II-specific
Source: RefSeq, a predicted model, not a curated record